AGCGUGCCUUUUCUCUGAGAGCCAUAUUAAUAUCAUUUAUAAAACUCUUUUGUUAGCGUGUCUGAUCAUCAGUAUUGUAAUUACAUCGUCCAUAACAAGAGGAGAAUUUAAAUGCAAAUGCAGUAUUUCAGUACUCUCGAUUAGACUGCAGAUCUAUUAAGAUGAAAAUAUUUCUCAUUUUUGUUUCAAUUCUGUUUAUAACUUCUGUUCUUGCAGAAGGAUCUGCUGUAGCUUCUGGUCCUUUAUGUCGGGGCCGCAUAUGCGAUGACAGGCCUGAAUGUCCGAGGACAACAUGUCGGUGCAUUUAUCCCAGUCGACUCUACUGCGACGUCUAUUAUCAUUGUCUUAAUGGAAAACCAUACCAGUACAUAUGCUCUCCCGGUUUGUACUUCAAUAAUGACACUCUGUCCUGUGACUACAGCUAUAAUGUGAACUGCACGCUUGGAACUUCACCUGCAGCAACUCACACUACUAGUUCCAUGCCUCCAACAGAGAUAACGAAUGCAACAAUCAGGAGUACUACAGAGGAAGCUACAACUACUGAAGCUCCUGUGACAACUAUACAAGAAAUUACGACAAAAACAGAAAUCAGCACAACUCAAAAAGUCUCAACGACUUUAGUUCCAUCGACACAUAAAGAAGAAACCACAGUAACUGCGGUUAGCACAACUGAAGGAAAAAAAGCAACGACUAUACUUAGUACUACUGAGAAAGAAACAACUCCUGCUGAUAUCAGCACAGGAAAAGAACCAACAACAACUACUAGAAUCCGUACAACCAAAGAAGCAAAAACUCCAGAAAUGAGUACAGUAUCCGAAGACAAAUUAACCACUAAGAAUUUUAGAACAACUCUUGAAGAUACUACAACUACGAAGAAUGCAACAAAAGCAACAGAAGCCACAAAACCAUCUAAUAUAACUAAUGUACCGGUUACAUUAACCACAACUGAGACUUUCUCAACUGAAAAAGUCUUCACAAACAGCAGUUUUACUACCAAAAGCGUUGAAAAAACAACGGAAAAAAUGGUAAGUGCAAGUACAGUCCCUCCAUCUCUUGAAUUCAGCUGUCCCUCGCGGUUUGGUUUGUUUCCCGACUCAAGAAGCUGUUUCAGAUUUUAUCAUUGCUCACAUUGGGUUCCUCACCACAAAUGGUGCCCUUCUGGUCUUCAUUUCAAUCCCACAUUAAGAGUCUGUGACUGGCCUUAUCGAGCAGGAUGUGGUAAAAUACAACCAUCUACGAUAAUCGAUAUUCAGCCAACUCCAGGAAUUCCUGGUGAAAAAAAUAUUACUCACUGUGAUUGUGACUGUUGCGAAAUUCCAGUACCAGGGGAAUGCAAUGCUUAUAUAUUGUGCAUUGACAAAACAGCUUUCAAAUUAACGUGUGAUAAAGAUUUGUAUUUCAAUCCAAUGACUGGUACUUGCGAUUUACAGAAAAAUGUGCAUUGUGAAACUGAUGUGAAAUGCUUGAAGCCUUUUGGGAGAUUUUCGUAUCCAAAUUCGUGCAGUCAUUUUAUAGAAUGUCAGAAUGGACUAAAAACUGUCAAAAGUUGCCCCGAAGGGCUGAAAUUUGAUAACGUCACACAGAUGUGCAGUUGGACUGGAUCAUGUGGAGGUAAUACAUACCCGCCUGCUAUUCCCGAAACAACUGAUCCAAGCAUUUGCUAUGGAUGCACCUUCUGCUUUAAACAAGAUUUGCAAGACUGUACUCGCUACAUCAUGUGUUCUAACGGAGAAGCUUUCAAAGGACAGUGCAGUGAAGGAUUGUUCUUCAAUUCCAAUUCCCAGAUGUGUGACCAUGACGUGAAUGUCAAGUGUCCCGAGCCAGUUUCUUUCCCAGAAUGUCCGGCAGAGAAUGGCUAUUUUCCAUAUCCAGGAGAAUGUGGGUUGUAUCUACAUUGUAUAAAAGGAAAUAGAUACGUGAAGCAAUGUACUGGUAUUUUGCAUUUUGAUCCGAAAAAGAAGCAGUGUGAUUGGCCAUGGUCAGCCGGAUGUCGUGACGAAUCGCAAAUUUCUACCCCCGAACCUGUUUCCAACACAACAACAUGUGACUGCAACUGUUGUCUACAACCCGUCGGCAAUGAUUGUAGAGGAUUUAUACUUUGCAUCGAGCACAUAGGUUUCAAGGGCUCUUGUUCCUCUGGACUGCUUUUCAAUCCCAAGACAGAGAACUGCGACUUUCCAGAGAAUGUACAAUGUGAGGUCAGUCCAGAUCCAUCUGGAUACCAGUGUCCGGAAUAUGAAGGUCUCUUUCCUCAUACGGACGAUUGCAAGAAAUUUAUUCACUGUGCACAUGGAUUUCCAUAUAUCAAAGACUGUCCAGUGAAUUUACACUUCAAUCCUACUUUAAAAGUUUGCGAUUGGCCAUAUUCAGCCGGCUGUGAAGGUUUUCCAACUGUUGAACCACCUCCAGAUGAUCAUAAACUUCCCUGUGAUACCUGCAGUUCAUGUUUCAUACCCAACGAAAACGACUGUGCAGCAUACUUGUACUGCAAAAAUGGAACAGCAUACAAAAUGAGAUGUUCUGAUAAUCUUCUGUUUAACCCUCAAACAGAAGUCUGCGAUUUGGCAAGCAAUGUGGACUGCGCGAUUCCUCCUAGCGGACAUUGUCCGAAACGAGAUGGUCUUUUUCCGUCACCAGAUUGCUUUAAGUUCAUCCACUGCUCAAACGGCAUUCCUUACUUGAAGAAUUGUCCAGAUGGAUUGCAGUUCAACUCGUAUUCUCUCGUUUGUGAUUGGCCAGAAAAUGUAAAUUGUGAUGAGCCACCAAUAAAGCCUACUAAACCAGACGAUGAGAAUCCCAUCAUCUUGAACAGAACUUGCGAUUGCGAAUGCUGUUUUUACAGAGAUGAGAUAGAUUGUUCGAAAUAUCUGUUAUGCCUCGAUGGUUUUCUACACGAAGGAAAAUGCUCUGAUGGUCUGUUGUUCAAUUACCUUAGUCAAAACUGCGAUUUAGCAGAUAGAGUGGAUUGUGGCGACUUAACUCCUAUAUGUUCAUCACCAAACGGAUUUUUUCCAAAUCCGAAAGAUUGCUCCUCUUAUUACCGUUGUUCAGGAGGAAUUCCACACCUAGAACAAUGUCCUAAAGGCAAACAUUUUAGUGCUAAGACAAAGCAAUGCCUUGAUCCUUGUGAUGCCGACUGUGAUACAAGUUUAGAUUGUACAUUUUCGACACCAUCCAUUGAAACAACAACAGGAAUCAACCCACAUUGCAAAGCUGCUUACGGCCUCUUUCCAAUGCCUGGCAGUUGCACGGCUUUCUUCAGCUGCCUUAAUUAUACCAGCUACAUCUCCCAGUGUCCCGAAGGCUUACACUUCAAUGCUGAAGAACUGUUAUGUCAAGAACCAUGCGAUGCAAGAUGUGAUCUCACAAUAGACUGUAAAUCAACGCCUAGUACAGAAACGAGUAUUUUGCCGUCUUCAACGCCAUCUAUCUGUAUUGAUGAAUAUGGUAUGUAUCCAGUAGAUGGUGACUGUACAUCUUUCUAUCAAUGCUCUAACGGACGACCUUAUAUUGUGAAGUGCCCGAAAGGUCUGCAUUUCAGUGUUGAACAGGAAACUUGCGAACAUCCUUGUGAUGCUCAGUGUGAUAGAAGUAUCGACUGCACAUCUCCAACCAUUCAGAUCUCAACCUCCUCCAUUAGUUUUACAUCUUCGACAACUAUAUCUCCAAACUGCCUUGAGCCGGAUGGCCUAUUCCCAGUUGCAGGUGAUUGUACAUCUUUCUACCAGUGCGCUAACGGUCAGUCCCAUCUGGUGCGAUGCCCUAGUGGGCUGCAUUUCAGCCAUCAAUAUGAAGCGUGUGAGCAUCCAUGUGAAGCAAAGUGUGAUGAAACAAUAGACUGCACUUCUCCAACAGCAAGUAGCACAUCUUCCACUAAACAUUCUACUGUUUCUACAACCAUAUCUCCCCACUGUCCACAAUCUGAUGGGCUAUUUCCCGUAGAAGAAGACUGCACAUCUUUCUACCAGUGCUCCAGUGGGCGGGCUCAUCUACUACGAUGUCCAAGCGGGUUACACUUCAGUCCCGAAUUUCAGAUUUGCGACCAUCCAUGUGAAGCAAAAUGUGAUAAAACAAUAGAUUGUUCCUCUCCAACGACUGAAAGUAUAUCUUCUUCUACGACUUUUAUAAUUUCUACAACAAUAUCCCCAAACUGCCUACAGCCUGAUGGUCUAUUUCCGGUAGAAAACGACUGCACAUCUUUCUAUCAAUGCUCCAAUGGGCGAGCUCAUAAAGUACAAUGUCCAAGAGGAUUACACUUCAGUCCUGAAUAUCAAAUUUGCGAACAUCCAUGCGAAGCCAAAUGUGAUAACACAAUAGACUGCUCAUCUCCAACUACUGAAAGUAUAUCUUCCUCUACAAGCUCUACAGUUUCUACAACCAUAUCUCCAAACUGUUUGCAACCCGAUGGACUAUUUCCUGUAGAAGAAGACUGUACUUCGUUUUAUCAAUGUUCCAACGGGCGGGCUCAUCUGGUGCGAUGUCCAAGUGGACUACACUUUAGUUCUGAAUAUAAAGUCUGUGAACAUCCAUGCGAAGCUAAAUGUGAUGAAAGAAUUGACUGCACUUCACCAACAACUUCCAACUCUAUAGCUUCUACUAUAUCUACAACAAUGUCUCCAAAUUGCCUGCAACCAAAUGGACUUUUCCCGGUGCCAGGCGAUUGCACAUCUUUCUACCAAUGUGCGAAUGGACAUUCCCAUCUUGUCAAGUGCCCUUCUGGAUUACAUUUCUGCCUUGAAUCUCAAACCUGUGAACAUCCAUGUGAAGCUAAGUGUGAUACCACAAUAGAUUGCACGUCUCCGACUACAUCCACGUCCUCUACAACUAUCUCUCCCAACUGUCCUCAUGCGAAUGGGUUUUUCCCAGUAAAAGGCAACUGUGAAUCGUUUUAUCAGUGCUCCAAUGGCCAAUCCUACCUCCUUAAAUGCCCAAAUGGUUUACAUUUUAGUUUUAAACAUCAACUGUGUGAACGUCCUUGCCUAGCAGAAUGUGAUAAAUCAAUAGAUUGUACAUCUUCAACAACUGAAGAAUCCAUAUAUUCAACAACUGCAUCACCACACUGCCCUCAACCAAAUGGUCUAUAUCCUGUAGAAAAAGACUGUACAUCAUAUUAUCAAUGUUCUAAUGGGAAAUCACAUUUAAUGAGAUGUCCUAUCGGGUUACAUUUCAGUCCAGAAUAUCAAGCAUGUGAACAUCCCUGUUAUGCUGGAUGUAAUAAAACAAUAGACUGUUCUUCUCCAACACCGGAAGAAGUUUCAAGCUCUACAACUGAGAAGAUCAGCACCCUGUCACCUCAUUGCCUGGAACCUAACGGCUUGUUUCCUGCAAAUGACUGUUUUUCAUUUUAUUUGUGCUCUAAUGGGAAAGAACAUCGCAUACAAUGUCCACCAGGAUUGCAUUUUAGUGUUGCCCACGAAGCCUGCGAAGACCCGUGUGUAGCUCGCUGCGAUCCAGAUAUAGAAUGCACUACAUCUACAAAACCUACCACUCAAAUGUAUUCUACUCCUUCCACAACAUACAAACCCGUAUCUCCAGAGUGCAUUGAACCUGAAGGAUUAUUUCCUAACCCCGAAGAUUGCGGUUCUUUCUUCCAGUGUUCCAAUGGCCGAGCCCAUCUUGUGCGUUGCCCAACUGGAUUACACUUCAGCAAAAAUGAUGAAAUAUGCGAGAUACCCUGUGUUGCUGGAUGUAACAUAAGCAUUUCGUGUCCAACUGAAAUACCAGAUAUCGAAGGAAACUGCACCUGCGAAUCUUGCUUCUUACCAGACCCAACGGACUGCUCUGCAUAUUACUUCUGCAGCGACAGACAUCUUACAAAAGGCUACUGUCCAUACGGUAUGCUAUUUGACAAAAUAUCCACUCAGUGCGAAAAUGAGGAUGAAGUAGAUUGUGAAGCUACUGGAGACCCCGCAAUGUGCCCGGAACCUUUUGGCAUCUUUCCUUAUCCUGGAGACUGUAAAAAAUUUCUGUACUGCGAAAAUUCUGUAGCCCAUGUAAGGAAAUGUGAUCCCGAAUUAGAGUUCGAUCCUGAAAACAAAGUGUGUUCCACUCCAAAAGGAUACUGCGGUUCUGUAACCAUUGAUCCUCACUGUAAGCGACCAACUGGUCUGUUUCCCUAUGCUGGGAACUGUAGUUUAUUUUACCAGUGUGAAAAUGGUGUAAGCUAUUUGAAAGCAUGCAACUCACCUCUCUUAUUUAAUCCUCAAAAGGAAGUCUGUGAUUGGCCUGAAAAUGUUGAAUGCGGAAAAGUCAAGUCUACAACUUUGCCAACAAGUUCUACUGGCUCCGAACAGACAAAUGCGUCAACAUCAACGCUGGAACCCAUUUCCACCAGUCUGCCAUUAAGUUGUCAUACAGUCCCUGGCAUUAUUUGUCCUUGUGCCUGUAGAGUGCCCACUUAUGAUGAUUGCAGCUCAUUUUAUCAGUGUCAAGAUGAUGGGACGGCAUGCAAGAAAUAUUGUCCUGAUGGUUUGUAUUUCAAUAAACGAGAAAUGGUUUGCGAUCUGCCGAACAAUGUCGAAUGUAGAGAUUUUUUCUUUACUGCUAUGACAAUGCUUAAAUCAUCCAGUAGGCAUCAGGAAUUUAUAACUGAAUGAACUGUUUUCCUGUUUUGUACGGAUAGUAAUUUUGAAUGUAUAAUAUCUCAUUUCUUACGUUUUAGUGUUUUCUAUCUGAAAUGACCAUCUGUUUGGUAAUAACUCUGCAUUCAAACUGUAAAAUUGCUUGUAUUCUGAUAAACUUAGAGAAAUAAAAUUAUCAUUUUUUAAGCUAUG
Stegodyphus dumicola is the source of this 6773-nucleotide messenger RNA. RefSeq lists its product as uncharacterized. Gene Ontology annotation, molecular function: chitin binding. NCBI's taxonomy places the organism in Eukaryota, Metazoa, Arthropoda, Arachnida, Araneae, Eresidae. The record is from RefSeq and is a predicted model, not a curated record. Gene Ontology annotation, cellular component: extracellular region.